Molecule: messenger RNA, 2957 nt
Organism: Rhinolophus ferrumequinum (greater horseshoe bat)
Lineage: Eukaryota; Metazoa; Chordata; Mammalia; Chiroptera; Rhinolophidae
Gene: SPAG4
Product: sperm associated antigen 4
Exons: 12
Coding region: 241-1563 (440 amino acids)
Biological process (GO): nuclear envelope organization
Cellular component (GO): meiotic nuclear membrane microtubule tethering complex; nuclear envelope
Molecular function (GO): protein-membrane adaptor activity
Source: RefSeq, a predicted model, not a curated record
UGAUGUCACGACAGCUCUGUGACACCCCGUCAGGGCGUUCCGCGGCGACCGUGGUCUCCUCUAUGACGUCUGCAGCCGGGCCAAGAAACAGGGGAGAGGGUUGGGUCCAGCCGCGGGGCCCACCGGCUGCACGCAGGCUUUGUGUGGUCUCGGCGGCGCGCAUCGGCUGAGGGAGGGCCGAGGGCCUUGGCGGCUGCGGCGGCGACUUUGGCGUCCGUGAGUGGCCCGCCGGGAGUCAGGAUGCGGCGGAGUCCCCGCCCAGGCUCAGUCGCGUCCCCGCACAAGCACACGCCCAACUUCUACAGCGGCAACAGCAACAGCUCAGGGAGCGCCACGUCGGGGGACAGUAGCGGCCACCGGUCAGCUGGGCCGGGGCCCGGGGAGCCCGAGGGCGGAAGAGCCCAGGGCUCGAGCUGCGGUGAGCCCGCCUUGAGCUCAGGAGUGCCCGGAGGAACCGCACGGGCUGGAAGCUCUCGGCAGAAGCCAGCGCCUCGGAGCCACAAUGGGCGGACCGCCUGUGGAGCGGCAACCGUGAGGGGCGGGGCCUCGGAACCGGCUGGCUCUCCCGUUGUCUCUGAGGAGCAGUUCGACCUUCUCUCGACCCUGGACCGGAGGCAGGAGAUGCCUCCCCUGCGAGUGUCCAAGAGCUUCCUAAGUCUACUUUUUCAGGUGUUGAGCGCGUUGUUAUCCCGGCUAGGAGACGUGCUUGUCAUUGUGUACAGGGAGGUCUGUUCCAUCCGCUUCCUGCUCACGGCUGUUUCACUGCUGAGCCUCUUUGUGACAGCACUCUGGUGGGGCCUCCUGUGUCUGGUUCCUCCUUUGGAGAAUGAACCUAAGGAGAUGCUGACUGUAAGUGAGUACCACGAGCGUGUGCGCUCCCAGGGGCAGCAGCUGCAGCAGCUCCAGGCUGAGCUGAACAAACUGCACCGGGAGGUGUCCAGCGUUCGUGUAGCCAACAGCGAGAGAGUGGCCAAGCUUGUAUUCCAGAGGUUGAAUGAGGACUUUGUGCAGAAACCUGAUUAUGCGCUGAGCUCUGUAGGAGCCUCCAUCGACCUAGAGAAGACAUCCCACGACUACCAGGAUGCAAACACUGCCUACUUCUGGAAUCGCUUCAGCUUCUGGAACUAUGCGCGGCCGCCCACGGUUAUCCUGGAGCCAGAUGUGUUCCCUGGGAAUUGCUGGGCUUUUGAAGGCGACCAGGGCCAGGUGGUGAUUCGGCUGCCAGGUCGUGUGCAGCUGAGCGACAUCACCCUGCAGCAUCCACCAGCCAGUGUGGCACACACUGGGGGAGCCAACAGCGCCCCCCGCGAUUUCGUAGUCUAUGGCCUCCAGGUUGAUGAUAAGACUGAAGUUUUCUUGGGGAAAUUCACCUUUGAUGUGGAGAAAUCUGAGAUUCAGACUUUCCACCUACAGAAUGACCCCCCAACUGCCUUUCCCAAGGUGAAGAUCCAGAUUCUAAGCAACUGGGGCCAUCCCCGUUUCACGUGCUUGUAUCGAGUCCGAGCCCAUGGCAUGCGAACCUCAGAGGGGGCAGGGGACAGUGCCACAGGAGGGCCCCAUUAAAAUGCUGAUUGUUGGAGUAGAGUUGUCUGUGCUGGAAGAAGCUGGAUCAUUGCUGGAGAGGUGUCUGUUGGGGGGGCUUUGGUCGCCCUUGGUAUGUAUGAUGGGGGGAGUCUACCUCCCAAUGUGUGCUCUUUUCUUAGAAAAGUCCAGAUCGGUAUAGUAGCAGCAACUCAUGUUUAUAGAGUCAUUCCAUGUGCUCUGGACAUUAUACACAUUACCUAACUAAUUCUCACAACCAGAGGGGACGAGACCACUCAGAUCAGGAAAUUUGCUCCAAGUGACACAGCUAGGAAAUAGUGUCACAGCAGGACCUACGCCCACCUUCCUCCACAGGCCACCCUUACCUGCAGUCAGCCUAAAUCCAUACUUAUGCCCCUCAAUUCCUAACCCCAACCUCUGGGAAAGUCCCUUGACUCCUGCAGGUGCAGGUGGAGGGGGAACUGCCACUUUCCCUCAGGUAAACACUAAAAAACUAAGGAGACUUGAGAACCUCUAGGAAGCAUCUGGGUCAGUUGACGGAGCCCCUACUCAGGUGGCUUUUACUGAGACCUGAGUGCCCAACUCUAUGUGAGGCAUGGUACAGAUGGUCCUAGUUUUCAUCCUGCCCUCAAAGAGCCUAAUACCGUAGGAGAGAGGAUGCUCUAGGAAACAGGACCAUUUACUGAUUCAAGAAUUCUUCACUCAAUAGUAGAAAUGGAGGAAAACAGAUGGAAGAGACAGUCAUCAAAAAAUGAAGGAGUUCUACCUGAGGUAGAACUCUAGCAGAGAGUAGAAAAAGGGGACCAGCAUGAACAAAGAAACACGCAACAUCUUGGCUGUUAAGAUCCUUCCCAGUGUGUUCAUGUUUUGGAAGAACAUACACACUAGGAAGUUGAAUGCUGAGUGUGUGUGGGGAUGGAGCACGUUUCCAUCUGUUUACAUUGGGGGGAUAUUACUGUUGUAAUUUGAAGACAAAGGAAAAAGAUUCUUGAGCGGUCUCAAAGCUUGACAUUAGUAAUAUGAAAAUACAACUUUUCUGAAGGGCAGUUUCACAAUAAAAACCAAAAGCCUUAAAAAUUUUUAUACUCUUUUUAGUAACAGCAAUUCCAUUUCUAAGAAUGGAUCCAAAGGAUACAGAUGUAAUCAAAGAUAAUACUUUUAAGGAUAUUCAUCACAGUUUUUAAUAAAGGAAAAACUGGAAAUAGUAUCUAAGAAGGUAAAUCAUGGUCCAAAGAUAAUAUUCAGACAAUAGAAAUGGUAAUAUAAGGGAAUGUUUAAUGUCAUGGAAAGUAAUUAAUGAUAUAUGGAUUUUUUUUUUAAGAUUUUAUUGGGGGAGGGGAACAGGACUUUAUUGGGGAACAGUGUGUAUUUCCAGGGCUUUUUUCCAAGUCAAGUUGUUGUCCUUUCAAUCUUAG